This is a messenger RNA of Dermacentor silvarum, 2726 nucleotides long. It is a transcript of the gene eRF1, whose product is annotated as eukaryotic peptide chain release factor subunit 1. Bases 315 to 1640 code for a protein of 441 amino acids. The record is from RefSeq and is a predicted model, not a curated record. The transcript is spliced from 4 exons. Gene Ontology annotation, cellular component: translation release factor complex; cytosol. Lineage: Eukaryota; Metazoa; Arthropoda; Arachnida; Ixodida; Ixodidae. Gene Ontology annotation, molecular function: translation release factor activity, codon specific; sequence-specific mRNA binding. Gene Ontology annotation, biological process: cytoplasmic translational termination.
GCGGCGUGUGACGUCGACCUACUCGACUCGUGAGUUCCACAUGGGCUCGCAGUCUUAGUCACGUUUUGUCGCGUACUGUGCUAGGGCUGUAGGGCACUGCCAGUUCAUGUAAUCGUUAGCGUUUGUGUUCUGGCACGCCGAAUCUUGCGUAACAUUUAGGAGCACUUUACUUAUCGUUGCUAGCCCACUGUUACUGUGGAUUUCGCUCCUGACGACCAGAAAGGGGAGCGCUUGGGGCCGACAUUAGGCCUACGGGCGUUGGAUACCGUCGGUGCGAACCGGUUACGUUAUUUAUAUUUUAAUUUAAUUUAAUCAUGGCUUCCACUGGAUAUAACUUAGAGGAGUCUAACGCCGAUAGGAAUGUGGAAAUCUGGAAGAUCAAGAAACUGAUCAAGAGCUUGGAGGCCGCACGGGGCAAUGGCACGAGUAUGAUCUCAUUGAUCAUCCCACCGAAGGACCAAAUCUCCCGAGUAUCUAAAAUGUUGGCCGACGAGUUCGGAACGGCUUCCAACAUCAAAAGCCGGGUGAACCGGCUGUCAGUUCUUGGGGCUAUCACGUCUGUGCAGCACCGGCUCAAGCUCUACACGAAAGUGCCGCCCAAUGGAUUGGUGAUCUACUGUGGCACGAUCGUAACCGAGGAGGGCAAAGAGAAAAAAGUGAACAUCGACUUCGAGCCGUUCAAGCCAAUUAACACGUCACUGUACCUGUGCGACAAUAAGUUCCACACAGAGGCCCUGUCCGCGUUGCUUGCGGAUGAUAACAAAUUCGGCUUCAUUGUGAUGGACGGCAACGGAGCCCUCUUUGGCACUCUUCAAGGCAACACACGGGAAGUGCUUCACAAGUUUACAGUAGAUUUACCGAAGAAGCACGGACGUGGAGGUCAGUCUGCAUUGCGAUUUGCUCGGCUACGAAUGGAGAAGAGACACAACUAUGUGCGCAAGGUAGCCGAAGUGGCCACAACGCUUUACAUAAGCAACGAUAGGCCAAACAUUGCAGGCCUCAUUUUGGCAGGUUCUGCCGACUUUAAAACCGAGCUGAGCCAGUCAGAUAUGUUUGACCCAAGGCUGCAGGUUAAGGUGCUCAAGCUUGUUGAUGUCUCUUAUGGUGGUGAAAAUGGCUUCAACCAGGCCAUAGAGCUGUCUGCCGAGGUGCUGUCCAAUGUGAAGUUCAUUCAGGAGAAGAAACUUAUUGGCCGCUACUUCGAUGAAAUUUCUCAGGACACUGGCAAGUAUUGCUUUGGUGUAGAAGACACACUGAAAGCACUUGAGAUGGGUUCUGUUGAAAUCCUGAUUGCGUGGGAAAAUCUUGACAUUGUACGCUAUGUGCUGAAAAACCACACAAGUGAUGAAGAGAAGAUACUGCACCUGACCCCUGAACAAGAGAAAGACAAGAGCCACUUUCUGGAUCGAGAGACUGGCGUUGAACUGGAGCUGGUGGAGUCGAUGGCACUGCUAGAAUGGCUGGCAAAUAACUACAAGAAUUUUGGUGCCACACUAGAGAUCAUCACCGACAAGUCUCAGGAGGGCUCACAGUUUGUCAAGGGUUUUGGUGGCAUAGGAGGCAUCCUGCGCUACCGUGUGGACUUCCAGUCUCUCGAGGUGAAUGACCUUGUGGAUGACUUUGAUUUAGAUGACCUGUAAACGCCCAGCUAGCUCCUUCGGCACUUUGAUUAGUGGCCGCUGUGCACAUGGAGCUGUCGACUAUUAUAACGCACACUUGGCCAACCCACCUGGCCUUCCACCUGUCCUGGCUGUGCUGUGCAGUGUUCUACAAGGGUGAGCAGCAUUAAAGAAGUUGGGGACGACUUCUACCUCUUGCUGCCUUGCCCCCCUCCCCACUGUCUUCAGGCCAGACAGCAUGUGUGCCCUGCGCCCUCCCCCUUCGUUUGAAGACUGCUUGUGAUGGGGAGGGAAUUCCUAGAGAAUUGCUAUUGAAGCAGUGCUGCUGCCUUUCCUGCACAAGUUGACUUAUUUGUCACUUUGACGGUUAGUUGUGGGUAUGGGAUGAACAAGUUGUGUGCCUUUUGGCAGUGAGGCAAGCGCUAAACUGAAAUGCCCAUGCCAGGAACUGUAUGAAAUUACAGUAGAAUUUGUAUUUUUACAAAUGGUUUGAAUGUGUGUGAAUGAAUUUUUUGUUUUGUUUUUUUACAAUGGUGUGUGGCUGUGUGUGUACAAUGGUUAUAAAUUCCUCCAGGCUUGUGGCUGUGGUUAUUGCCAUCAUAUUCUUAGUAGGCGCUCAUUUUAUUGACAAUGCCAUUGUUAGCAAGAACAUAUUUCCAAGUGGACAGGGUACGCACACACAUUGUAUGAUCCUGGGAGCUAUGCAAGAUUCUUAGGCUGCAGAUUUUUUUUUUUUUUCUCUCUCUAUCUCUCUCUGGCAGUCUAAUUUGGUGCAGUGCUUGUUAAACCUUUUUGCCCUGCUUUUUCAUUUUUUGCCUCUUGGAGGUGGUGUUGGUUUUGCAGGUGAUCGUCUGAAAUGUUGUGUGUGCAUGUGGCAUAGGAUAUGAAUACCCUGGACCUGGCUGUGCUCGUGCAGUUAUUUGUUCUGUGCAUGGUGCUGAAGAAACUGGGACUGUAAGAAAUGAAGAAUGUAUUGACUACAAGUGGCAUCUGAGGUGCAUGUAGAUUGAAUACCCGCAGAUCGUGAACUCAAUGGUUGAUCAGUGGCGUUUACAGGCAACUUAUUGUUGCGGGAAAAUUGUCUCAAUUAAAGUUGGGGAGAACAAG